AUGUCGAACCCUCGGAAUAGCACGAGACCGAUGCUUGCACCCAGCAGCAGAAAAAGAAGCGGUAGUACGACCGACGACUACCAACCCACGACGCCGCGACACAGUGCGCGCUUCUCCGACCAACCCGCUGAAGAAAUCCCCGCCGAAGAUUCGACUCUGACUACCCCCACCAGAGGGACUUUCAAGUUUCCUGCCAACAACUCGAACCCUACUCAACAACAUGGUGACAGCGUUGGGGUAUCUCGUGAAAACUCACGUCGCUCGGUACAUUCGCACCAGUCUAGCGAUUCGCAAGACAUAGACAUGGACGAUGGCGAUGACGAUGGCCAGGACCAAGCAGGCUCAGACAACGAAAGUGAUGACGACGGAAAGCCGUCUAGGAAGAAGAAGAAGGGCCAGAGAUUCUACUGCACCGACUUUCCACCAUGCAACCUCAGUUUCACUCGCAGUGAGCAUCUGGCCAGGCACAUCCGAAAACAUACGGGUGAACGACCUUUCGAAUGUCACUGCUCCCGCCGGUUCUCCCGACUCGACAACCUGCGCCAACAUGCCCAGACAGUACAUGUCAACGAAGAGAUCCCCGGCGACUCCCUGGCAGCGACCGGGACCAGGUUCCAGAGACAGAUCCGAACAGACCGUGUACGUCCACCAAACGUGAGACCUAGAGCAUCGACUGCUGGCAGCGGCGGACACAGUGCGUACAGUAGAGGGCACAGCAGAAACUUGUCAGCUUCAAGCGUCCUCUCGACUACCUCGAGCCUGGCCAUGUCGGACAUUGGAGAGAGUCGUCCGCGCCCCUCUCCUCUGAUGCUGAACCAGGAUCCUGUGGCCAGGGCGAGACUGAGUCUAGACACGUUCAAUCCGGCCAUACCCAAUAAUGGCCCUCAGUUCGGUUACUACCAGCAGUCGCCCAGCGGCUACAGCUCUCCCACGUCGUCCAACUUCUCUACCGGCGAAGGUAGCCCUAGGUUCCAAGCCAGCAUGCAGUCGCCAUCUCUUCCGAUCGCCAGAUCAUCCUUCUACAACGGCACUAGAACACCCUCUCGCCGUCUGUCUGUCCCAUCUGGGGUCAGCCCCUAUUCGCCACAAGCGGCCAGCUAUCAGCCCGUCUACUUUGCCCCUCUUCCUUCCGGCCCAGCUCCUCAAUACUCGAACACGAACAGCAUGGUCGCCAGUCCUACUUCCUCUACCUUCUCACACCACCGCCGUGAGUCUGAUGCUGAGCUUGAGUGGAGAAGAAGAACAUGGCAUCCUAGCACUCAUGCGAACUAUGCCAGUCGUCCUGCAACCAGUGGGUUGGCUUAUAACCAGACUCCUGAUGACGUUGUUCCUGCUCUUGCCUCCCAGCCAGCAGCAAGUCAGAUUACCAGACUUCCUGGCAUCGAAAGCUUCGACCACGCGCCUCCUCCUCCUGCUGUUCCUGCACGCAACGUGACCAGUCCUAUGCAGAUUGACUCUGGUCGUCGUUCAUCAAUACUCUCAGGGCCAAUUGAGGUAUCAACCUCUGCUCCUGGAGACCGAAGAAGUAUAGGCUGGGAGCACAAUCUUCAUCAAGGUCUUAACAGAUUGGAGAUUGCUCAUCCUCCAGUGGACCACGCUCGCAUACUCCCAAGCCAGCGACUACCUGAAGCACCUCGUUCAGAACAACAUCAGCAACCUGCUCCUGGCUAUGCACUGCCUCAGCUGCAGCCACCUGCUGAUAUACGUCCAGUCGCCGAUGACCAUGUUAACAAACGCCAAGCCUGGUACGGUGGGCCGAUGGGUCCUCCUCAGGGAAGUCAGCCGAUCAUGAUCGCGCACCGUACUUCACCUGAGUCUAGCAGCAGCGAAGGCAUACCCACACCUUCGACCUCUCAAGGCAGAGAAUUGCAUCCAGCCAUUAUGCACGCCAAUGGCAUGGUUGAGCUGCAGCCNCCAGAUGCCAUUUUGACCGAUGAGCAAAGAGCUCUCCAGGCCCACUAUCAGGGCAAGCCCGAGCCCACCAGAGCAGACUCUGGCUUUCACAGCUAUGUGCACAUGGCUGGCCAAGCACCGACCGUGUACAUGAUGCAAGCCGGUCACAACAUGCAGGUCCAGUCUCCCGAGUGGCGUCCUGCACCCGUCCACCAGAGAGCCAACCCCGACAUGGGCAGACUCGAAGCCCUCGUUGCUGUUGCCACCAGCGAGAACCGAGCCGUCGAACACCGCGGCUGA
Messenger RNA from Aureobasidium vineae, 2193 nucleotides. Lineage: Eukaryota; Fungi; Ascomycota; Dothideomycetes; Dothideales; Saccotheciaceae. The record is from the annotation of a GenBank genome assembly.